ACUUCAAUCAGAAUUUUUAAAAGGAAAAAAUAAUUUAAAACAUAUUUUUUAACUACAACUUUUAAGAAAUUCAUUCUUAUAUUUUCUUAAACACAAAAAAUAACGUUAUUGUCAACUAGAGAUCUUUUCGUCCAAAAUCAAUAGAACAAUGGAUGAUAAAGAGUAUCGUAAUCAGUUUAGAAAUGACUUUAUGGGCCAUGUAAAAAAUCCAAAAUUACAACAAAAAAUGUGUGAUAGUUAUUUAAACGAGUCUCCAGCACAAUAUAUAAAGGAACAGUCAUCGAAAGUCCAACAAAAAUUUUACGAAUUACCAUCAAAUAUUGUAGCCAAGCAGCGAAGUUUAAAUCAGUCUUCAAACAGUGGUGGUGACGCAGAUCGCUUGUUACACUAUCCUACCCAUGCAACACAUCAUAUUAGUGAUUGCUAUAGACAAUGCCGUAUGAAUGACAAUUUUUGCUUAAAACAGUCCAAUCCCAAACCAACGGCUCCGGCUAUAAACUCAAAUUCUUCGCGUAAGUAUCAAUCGAAUGCCAUUGUAGACGACUGUAUUGGCGAUCAUCGUUUUAUUUAUGAAAAUGAUUCAAAUUUGGGAGGACUUGGUGGCAAUGGCUCAGAAGACAGUGCUAAAAGUCAAAAGUCUUCGAAAACGGUGGUAAGUCGCAAAAGUUCACACGACUUACGGAAAAUGGUAACGUCUCAGUGUAAGCUACAUGAAGUGAUCGAUGAGACUCUUAAACAAAUGUGCAAUACGGAUGUAGAUGUCACUGGUGAAAAUAAUGCCUGUGGAUUGCAAGAACAACCUUCUACCCAGUAUCCUCUGACACCAGGAUGUAAACAUUGCACAGAUCGCUUACUAACUGUACAAUCACAAAAGGAUGUUAUGACUGAAAUUGGUAAAGGAGAUUUUUUAGAUUGUCGGAAUACCGACACAUUGACUAUAUCCCUAGAUGAUGUUGUCAAUUCGAAAGUUAUUAACCCCAUGAUACGUAAAUUACAACGUAUGUAUUUGAAUAAUCUAAAGGAGGAAAUGUCUCUUAUGGAAGACUUGGAACGAAUGCCAUAUAAAGUAAGCGAAGUUUAUAAAGCGGCAAUAUUCAAGAAAAAAGACUAAUGACGCUUACAUAUUAAAGGAAAAUUAUAGUUUUUUUUUUUGGAAAAUUUAAAAUUUUUUGAAAUGGUUGGAAAAAAAUUACUUAAAAUCAAAUUUAAAAAAAUUAUUAAAAAAAAUACAUUCUGAACUGAAAAUAAUUG
Messenger RNA from Lucilia cuprina (Australian sheep blowfly), 1251 nucleotides. RefSeq lists its product as uncharacterized. The transcript has 2 exons. Bases 149 to 1111 code for a protein of 320 amino acids. Lineage: Eukaryota; Metazoa; Arthropoda; Insecta; Diptera; Calliphoridae. The record is from RefSeq and is a predicted model, not a curated record.